AUGGAACCUAACCUGCGCCGAACAGAAAGAUCAACGGCAGGUAAAGUCCCGAAGAAGUUCGACGAUUUCGUUUACAAACUUCCACAAGCAAGUACAAUGUAUCGUACUCCGGUGAAGGAAGUUCCUGCGUUAUCACAUGAUGCUGCCAUUCCUGGGCCGUCUGAAGUGGGCGCAGCACAUGCAAGAGUGCACUCCGAGUCGGGUGAUAAUGCUAGAAGCAAAACCGGAAAUAUGAGCUGUAGGAGUAGACGAUCGAUAAGUAGCAGAAAGUCAGUCGUUAGUGAAACUGUUAGUCAGAUUAGAGCACUAGAAUUGGAAAACCAAUUAGAAAAGGAAGAGUUAGAAGCAUCUCUAAGAGUAGAUCAGAUUAGAGCUCAACAAAAACUAGAGGAGCUAAAGAUACAGAAAGAUUUAGAGAUGCAACUAGAAAAGAAAAAGUCUGAGUUUCAACGUAGGCGCAUUGAAAGGGAGAUUCAGAUUAACGAACUGAAAUCUGUUUCGAGAAGUUCCAUUCAUAGUAGCCCUGAUCGUCGUGUCCGGAGUUGGGUUGAAGACAUUCCUGACGGUCAUGAACAACCUAACCCACCACCUCGUUUUGAUCCCCCCGUUGACCGCGGCUCUGGACAAACCGAAGUUGUUACGCAAGCACUGAAAGCGUUGCAGUAUCGUGCUGUGAGAGAUUUGCCUCAGUUCAACGGAAACUUGAUGGAAUGGCCCAUUUUCGAGAACGAAUUCAACAUAUCCACCGUUGAAUUUGCUUUAUCUAGUCAAGACAACCUGAGAAGGCUGAAUAAAGCGCUUCACGGCAAGGCCAGACAGUGCGUUGAGGCUCUCCUUACCUCCGCUGAAAAUGUGAAUCAGAUUAUGAAACUGUUAAAAACGAAUUUUGGACGUACAGAAUGGAUUGUGUCGAAUAGGCUGGACAUGCUUAGAAACCUGGAAACAGUUAGAGAGGGAAAUAUUGAAUCAUUUAGGACAUUUUUCAACGCUGUUACUGGUACUGCUGUGGCUCUGAAAAAUGUUAACGCUGAAAUGUAUUUGAUGAAUCCCGAAUUAAUUGCUCAUCUAGCAGACAAGCUGCCAACAUUUAGCAAGCAGAUGUGGAUUCGUCACAAAGCCAGUUUGACGAGAGAAAAUAGGACGAUAACUUUCGACAUUUUUUCUGGUUGGUUGGAGGAUGAGUUGGACAACCAACUAGCCAGUGUCAAUCCUACCUUCCUUAGUCGUCGUCAGGCACCCGUCCAAAGAGUAAGACCGCCUGUGUUCCAGGUCAGCAACACUGCAGCCGAUAGCCGAUCUCAAUGUCCUCUAUGCUCAUCUGAAGAACAUCCUGGUUUGAAGCAAUGUGAGAAGUUUUUGAAAAUGUCUAUUGAGCAGCGUAGAUCGACGGUAAGAGGAUGUAAAGCGUGCUAUCUAUGCCUUGAAGUGGAUCAUUCGCGACGGAAUUGUAAAUCGAACAAGACCUGCUCGAUAUGCAAGAAAAACCAUCAUCAGCUCGUUCAUCCUGGUAAUGAUUCGAAGCAACCUGUCCUAACUGUAGGUGGAACAUGCAAUACGAUUGUGGGUUGUAACACAAUACUUCGAGUAGGAAAGGUGCGCAUCCGUAGUAAAACUAAAACUGAAGAAGUUUUUGCACUUUUCGACGAAGGAUCAUCGCUGACCAUGUUAGAUUCUUCGAUCGCUAAGGAAAUGGAUUUGCAGGGUACAGUUUCUCCAAUUUCGUACCGUUGGACCAACGGAAUCACGCAUACAGACGACACAUCGAUGAUCAUUUCUCUGCAAAUAUCUGGACCUUCUGAUCAGGCAGUCUGGCACAAGAUGAAUAACGUUAGGACGAUCAAGAACAUGAAGCUUUCGCAAAUGAAUUUCGACUUAGCUCAGAUUCGUCAGUUGUAUCCUCUGUUAGACGAAGAAAAGCUGAAAGUUAUCGAAAAUGCAACUCCUCGUAUGCUGAUCGGUUCAAAUAAUGCUGGUUUAAUUGUUCCUCUGAAAACCAUCCAGUAUUCGAUUCGAGGAUUACAGCUCACUCGAUGUCAUUUGGGUUGGACAGUCCAUGGAGAAAUUCAACCUGUUGCAGAAUGCAUUGAGAUUCCUCAUGUUUUACUAUGUUCGAUUGAAGACAUGGAGUUGACUGAUUUAAUAAAAACUAUGUACGCUGUUGAUAAUUUUGGGAUGACAACUCAGUCACCUAAAAUGGCUGAAGAGGAUACGAGAGCAGUAGAUAUUAUGAACCGUACCAUCAAGUGCAUCGGCGAUCGUUAUGAGGUAGGUCAGCUGUACAAGUUCAAUCACUUCACGUUUCCUGACAGCAAACCACAGGCGUUGCGUCGUUUGAAAGUGAUGGAAAAAAAGAUGGAUGCAGAUCCCGAAUUUGCAGAUCAAUAUUGCAACAAAAUCGAAGACUAUCUACAAAAAGGCUACGCGCGUAAACUGACCGGUCCUGAAUUGCUCGAAACACCUAACACCUGGUAUUUGCCACACUUUAGCGUUUGCAGUGCUAAAAAGUUCCGAUUGGUCAUGGAUGCAAAAGCAAAGUCAAACGGUUUCUCUUUAAAUGACUUGCUUCUUAAAGGUCCUGAUUUGGUUCCUCCACUUAUUGCGGUCCUGAUGCGUGGCAGAAGAAACAAGAUUGCAUUUAUGGCUGAUAUUCAGGAAAUGUUUCAUCAGGUGCGCAUUCGACCUGAGGAUCAGAACUCGCAAAGGUUCUUUUGGCGAGGAAUGGAACGCAAGAAGGCCCCUGAUGUGUACGUCAUGCAAGCGAUGAUUUUUGGUGCUGUAUCUUCGCCUUGUAUAGCGCAGUACAUUAAAAAUUUUAAUGCAAAUAGACUUGAUGAAGCACUACCAGGAGUGCGAGAGGCGGCUUUGUGUCAGCAUUAUGUGGACGACUAUUUUGAUUGUCGCGAUACCGAAGGUGAGGCCAUCCAAUUGAUAAACAACGUCAUCGAGGCACAUCGACAAGGUGGUUUUAAACUUGUGAAAUUCGUUUCCAACUCCGUAGCUGUGAUGAAGUCCAUCGAUUCCUCUUUGAAAGCUGCUGAUGAGAAAGAGUGCCGAGUGCUCGGUCUGAAGUGGGACCUCCGAAGUGAUGAAUUUGUGUUCCCGUUAAAGUUCUCGAACUUGCCAACCUCAAAAGUCAUCACUAAACGACAGCUGCUCAAGUUCAUGAUGAGUAUUUUCGAUCCUCUAGGUGUCCUUGGUCCGAUAACCAUUCAUCUGAAGAUCCUUUUCCAAGAUUUAUGGCGCCUGCAAAUCGAUUGGGACGAUGAUAUUCCAGAUGGUCUUAUGACAAAUUGGAAUGGAUGGCUAGAGCAAAUAGGCAUCGACUAUUUUGGGCCACUGACUGUGAAAGUUGGGCGACGUACAGAAAAGCGUUGGGUCGCACUUUUCACCUGCCUUUCGAGUCGAGCUUUACAUCUGGAAGUGGUACCUUCGUUGGAUACAAGUAGUUGUUUGAUGGCUAUAAGAUGUUUCAUGUCGAUUCGGGGAAUUCCUCAAAAAAUUCUAACCGAUAAUGGAACGAACUUUGUAGGAGCGGACCGUGAGACGAAAAAGCUGCUGCAGGAGUUGGAUCUGCAACAGAUUGCGGAUACGCUGAGUGUGAGAGGAGUACAAUGGGCGUUCAUCCCACCCGGAGCGCCGCAUUUUGGUGGAUGUUGGGAGCGACUUGUCCGCUCUGUAAAAACAGCGCUUCGAUCCAUGUUGAAGGAUAGGCAUCCCUCGGACCUGGUGUUGCGUACAGCUCUUUGUGAAGUUAUGAACGUUGUUAACAAUAGGCCGUUGACACAUGUUCCUGAAGAUCCGCAAGAUCCUGAACCGAUCACACCUAAUAUGAUAUUACUUGGUAGAAACAAUCAUAUGCAAUACGAUCAUGAUUUCGACGAACGGGACCUAAAUUGUCGAGCUGCGUACAAACAUGCUCAAAUAUACGCUGACAGGUUCUGGCGCAAGUGGGUGUCUUCGUACCGACCUGAGCUGCUGAAACGCCACAAGUGGCAAGACAACCGUAACCGGCACGAAUACGCUGUAGGUGAUCUUGUAAUGAUUGUCGACGAGAACAUGCAUCGCGGGUGCUGGCCUAGAGGUAUCAUCGAUAAGGUAAUGCGAGGAACCGACGGUAAUGUCCGAACAGUAUCAGUACGAACUGCGUUUUCAUCAUACGUAAGACCAGUUACAAAAAUAAUCGUAUUACAACCCAGAGCGUCUGGUGCCCCGGAGGAUGUUGCCGACAACGAGAUUUGA
Uranotaenia lowii is the source of this 4239-nucleotide messenger RNA. RefSeq lists its product as uncharacterized. The transcript is spliced from 2 exons. The record is from RefSeq and is a predicted model, not a curated record. Gene Ontology annotation, molecular function: nucleic acid binding. Gene Ontology annotation, biological process: DNA integration. Bases 1 to 4239 code for a protein of 1412 amino acids. NCBI's taxonomy places the organism in Eukaryota, Metazoa, Arthropoda, Insecta, Diptera, Culicidae.